AUGUCGUUGGCGGAUGUCUUCACCUUUGCACCCGCCACGGGCCAUUUCUUCUCCACGAGUGAACGUGUCGCGCUGGCAACGUCGAUUCCGCUUCUCAUGGAAAAAAGCAAGCGUCGAACGGUGCUGGUGUGGGGAAAGGUGUACGGUUUUAAGAAUGACUACACAAUCGUUCAGGCCUUUGAUGAUGAUCUUGUGGCGCAGCCGGUUAUUUAUUAUUCGAUUGACGAAGGCCUUUCCUUUGUCUUUCUUGGUACGACGGAGUCGCUGAUGCAGCGCACCAUGGACGAGGUUUUGAAUGAGAAGAAAAAGAGGAUGCUGAUGUACAGAAUGCGUGGGCCAUUUAUGGGAGACCCCUCCUACGAGUAUCGAGUCGUGGACGAGUUGGCAGGCAGCACAUCGAGCUACAAGGAAUCGCUGCGUCUUGUGCUGUUUAUUGACGCGCACGAUUAUCAUUGCCGUGUCGCACCGCGUGGGGCGUACUACCGUGAGCUUCGCAACACCACACUGCCACCGGAGAUAAAACGCAACAGUGCCUUUACCGGUUUACGGCGUGCCUACGAUGAGGCACUUUCGCUACGAAAUUACUAUCACCUGCGGGCAGAGAAUCCGUACAUUGAAUUGAUUGCAAAGGAAGAGGGGACCCAGCUGCACGCCAAGUCCGGGCUGGAGCGACUGGAGGAGGACCAGCACAUUGACUCUAUCUUCUUUCCUAUCAGCGACGAUCUUCCAGGCGGAGUUUGGCGGUUACGGUACGACCCGGUGCAGAAUGCUGUUCUUGGAAGAAGCGCCAAAUUUGUAGGAUCGGUCUUUUAUCAUGUGCCGGGGACGAAUAAGUACGGCACUGUGUACAUGGGCGACGGCAACAUUAACCACGACAUUGCCUUUGAGUUAUAA
Molecule: messenger RNA, 894 nt
Organism: Trypanosoma cruzi
Lineage: Eukaryota; Euglenozoa; Kinetoplastea; Trypanosomatida; Trypanosomatidae
Exons: 1
Coding region: 1-894 (297 amino acids)
Biological process (GO): motile cilium assembly; axoneme assembly; cilium movement involved in cell motility
Cellular component (GO): axoneme
Source: RefSeq, a predicted model, not a curated record